Besnoitia besnoiti is the source of this 2397-nucleotide messenger RNA. RefSeq lists its product as uncharacterized. Bases 1 to 2397 code for a protein of 798 amino acids. Gene Ontology annotation, biological process: DNA damage checkpoint signaling. The record is from RefSeq and is a predicted model, not a curated record. Gene Ontology annotation, cellular component: checkpoint clamp complex. NCBI's taxonomy places the organism in Eukaryota, Apicomplexa, Conoidasida, Eucoccidiorida, Sarcocystidae. The transcript has 8 exons.
AUGGAACUCGAGUUGUCUUUUGCAGAGGCGCUGGUUCUCCGCCGGGGUCUGAAUGCCCUGCGCAGCGUCUGCAGAGAUAUUCGGGUCUACGUACACCGCAACUCUCUGCAUCUGGAGGGUCUGAACGACAGCCGGACAGCGUGGAUGCAAAUCGCGUUCGCCAGGUGCUUCUUUUCCUCGUUUCGCCUCCCAAGACCUCGGAAGAUACCCCGACGGCACCCUGACAACAGAGAAUUUCCUGGGGACGGUGAAGAUGGAGCGGAAGACGGACAGUCGGCAGCUGUCAGGUUUGAGGCGACGGUCAGCGGAAAGCAGCUGUGGAAGGCGAUCGCCAAAGCAGUCAGCCCUUCGGGGAACGCGGGGGGACGCGGAAGCCUUAAGCUUGAGCGCAUGCGGAUAAAGGGCAUUCUCGCCUCUCGCGAAGGCGGCAACGGCUCUGCGGCGGCUCUCUCGCUCACAUUCAUCUUCCGAGGCCUUCCCGUCACACAAACUGUUCUCAUCUCCGCAGUUAACAUCCCGCACACCCUGCCCACGUUCAUCCGCUGGAAGCGGCGACACGUCGUCUCGAUGCCCGCACGCAGCUGGGCGAAGCUGCUGGACGAGUAUCUUUUGAAUGCAGAAAACCUCACGGUCGUUCACGAUGUGCCCAGCCAAGCCCUAAAGGUUCACUCGGGGUGGCAGCCGCAUGCGCAGAGCCGCGGGAACGCUGGAGAGACAAGCGAGACGUCCGCUUUUCAAGGCGUGUACGGAGAAAUCGUCCUCGAUAAAAGCCACCUUGACGUCCUCGAAUUCGACGAACGCCUGCCGAGCUUUUCUCACCUCACUUUUUCUUCGCGGGAGCUGCGAGCCACAGCGGCGCUCUGCGAGCAUUUGGGCGUUCCCCUGGUCGUCACGUACCGUGCCCCCGGAAGGCCUGUCGUCUGUUGUUUCGGCGCCGCUGCCCCGCUCGCCUCGACUUCCGAGGGGAGCGGCUCUUCCUCCUCGGCUGUCUCACCUUCUUCGGUCUUUGUGCCGCACCAAGUGCUGCGCGAGGCCCUGCGUCGAGUGCAGCGCGAAUACGACAGCGCGCGUCGUCUCCAGGGAGCAGAGGAAGCGACCGGGCUGCCCGCAGACCUCGAGGGGGACAGGGGAGUCCCUCAGCUGGACCCUGGCGAGGAGUCCGCGGUCAGCAACGUGGCGAGCGUGUGUGGCGACGACUACCUAGACUACGUCGAGCUGUACAGACAGCUCGAGGAGCCGCUGUCUGGCGCGGAGGAGGAGUUCUUCUCGCCUUCGCCUUCCGCCGCGCCGCUCAGUUUCGCAUCGUCUCCCGUGCGUCGCCGCCCGCCGCGCCGAGAGGCGGAGGCCAGUGCCGGCGCGGCGGGCGAGAGACCGGGGGCGGGUUUGGCGCGUACGUCGCCAGGCAGAAACGAGGCCUCGGAGGACGAAGAGUCUACAGGGGGGGAGUCUCGCGCAUCCGCGGCGCGAUUGGGACGACAGCGAGGAGGCCAAGCCGUUUUGGCCUCGGCGCCUGGCGACGACGAGCCUCCCGAGCCUCUCGAGGCUUCCUCAUGCUUCGAGGAAGCGAAUGAAGCAGAAGGCGGUGCGCGAGACGCAGGAGCGGCCGCGAGCAGGCAGGAGCGAGACGACGAUGGAGAGAGCGUCCGCACCUGGCUGGGCCAGGACGAAUCCGAAAGAGGAGUCUCCUCGGAGUCGGCGACGGAUCUCGAAGACCUCACCGUGGAGACAGCCGCUGAAAAAUCGGAAAAAUCGAAAGAAGCAAGGACGGGGGAGGGGCGACGCGGGGGGACGGCGAGAAGAGGAACGAAGCCCCGAGACGAAAACAAAGAAGCGCAGGCGAGGCGCCGCAGCGAGGGCGUCAGUAAGCACCAGUUCGGCGAGGGACAGGGGCGCGUCUACGACGGCGAAGCUGAGGAAGCGCGAGAGACGGUACACACCUCUCAAGAGCUGAAGAAAGCGACGGAUGCCGCGCGAGAUGCGGCGCGAGCGAAGGUUCAACGCUGGAUCGAGGCAGGCGGCCUAGGGGGCGCUGCUGAGAUGUAUCAGCAUUUGACGACGCUCUUCACAAACCUCCAUCUCGAGCGCGCUGCUCGCGGAGCAGACGAGGCGUCUGCGAACCGGAUGGGGUUCGAAGGCGAGACGCAGCACCAGACAGACGCAGGCGCUGACCAGUCGGCGGCGCGAGUCCCGCAGCGUCCGCGCGUCGUAGACAGCAGCAGCAGCGAAGAUGGAACGGACGGCGAAGACGGCGUGCCGAAGGAGCGCGAAGUUUCAGAUUGCGAUUUGUGGGGAGACUCUGACGACAGCAGCGCAAACGACAGCGUCCCUCUCUCCGAUGUCGAGAUGCCGCUGGACUGGCUGGUGACGGAGGAAGACUGGAGAGCGGAGGCGUGGUAG